Molecule: messenger RNA, 201 nt
Organism: Phaedon cochleariae (mustard beetle)
Lineage: Eukaryota; Metazoa; Arthropoda; Insecta; Coleoptera; Chrysomelidae
Source: the annotation of a GenBank genome assembly
AUGACUGCUGGCAAUUUCUACGUCAACGAUAAGUCGACCGGUAGUGUUGUGGGACAACAACCAUUCGGCGGUGCACGAAUGUCAGGAACAAACGAUAAAGCUGGUGGUCCCCACUACGUUCUGCGAUGGGGAAAUCCUCAAGCAAUCAAAGAAACAUUCGUACCUCUCACGGAAAUCGAGUACCCUUACAUGAAACAGUAA